Molecule: messenger RNA, 1498 nt
Organism: Cucurbita moschata (crookneck pumpkin)
Lineage: Eukaryota; Viridiplantae; Streptophyta; Magnoliopsida; Cucurbitales; Cucurbitaceae
Product: AT-hook motif nuclear-localized protein 14-like
Exons: 6
Coding region: 51-1121 (356 amino acids)
Molecular function (GO): minor groove of adenine-thymine-rich DNA binding
Source: RefSeq, a predicted model, not a curated record
CCAAAACUCACGCUCUCUCUUUCUCUCUCUAUCUCUCUCUCAUCUCAAAAAUGGAACCCAAUGAAAACCAGCUCAGCUCCUACUUCCACCACCAACACCACCAUCAGAGUCCCACCACAUCGCCGACCAAUGGCCUAUUACCCCCUACCCACCACCUCUCCUCCUCCGACGCCGGCCCCCACGUCGUUUACCCUCACUCCGUUCCCUCCGCCGCCGUGUCCUCCUCGCCUCUCGAGCCUGCCCGCCGUAAGAGAGGCCGGCCGAGGAAGUACGGUACGCCGGAGGAAGCUUUAGCGGCCAAGAAAGCUGCUACAGCGUCGUCUCACUCUUCGUCCUCCAAGGCUAAGAAGGACCUCGCUUCUUCUUCUUCCCUUAAUGCCGUUUCCGCUUCUUCUUCCUUCUCCGCGUUUUCGAAGAAAUCUCAGUUGGCUGCACUUGGUAAUGCAGGCCAAGGUUUUUCGCCACAUGUUAUUAAUGUAGCGGCUGGUGAGGAUGUGGGUCAGAAAAUUAUGCUCUUUAUGCAACAAUGUAAGCGGGAAAUUUGUAUCCUUUCUGCAUCUGGUUCGAUCUCCAACGCAUCUCUCCGUCAACCAGCGACAUCUGGAGGCAAUAUUACAUAUGAGGGUCGUUUUGAGAUUGUUUCAUUAUGCGGAUCUUAUAUACGAACUGACUUCGGAGGAAAGACUGGUGGUCUUAGUGUAUGUUUAUCGAGUGCUGAUGGCCAUAUAAUAGGAGGGGGAGUCGGUGGACCGUUGAAGGCUGCUGGACCUGUGCAGGUCAUUGUAGGUACCUUCGUAAUCGACCCGAAGAAGGAAGUUGGUGGUGUUAAAGGUGAUGCAUCUGCUGGAAAGUUGCCCUCGCCUACUGGUGGGACACCAAUGUCAAAUCUACGCUAUGGCUCGAAUGUCGACACGGGAGGUAAUCAAGUCAGGGGAAAUGAUGAGCAUCAAGGUAUUGGGGAGAGUCAUUUCUUGCUUCAGCCCCGGGGAGUGAACCUGACGUCGUUGCGAUCUACAGACUGGAGGAUGAGUCUGGAUGCCACAAACAAUGCUUAUGAUUUGACAGGAAGAACAAGCCAUCAUUCUCCCGAAAACGGAGAUUACGAUCAGAUUCCCGAUUGAAGCUAACACAUGGGACAGGACGGGACGGGACAGGACAGGACAGGACCGCAAAGUUUGUCGUAGAUAAAUGUACAAUAUCAACAGUUGCAAUGCCAGGCAUCUCCUCUUCACUCUCUGUUAGCUAAUUCUGGUUGUAGUAUGCACCAUAUACUGUAAAGGUGAUAAACUCUUUAGAAGUUCUUUAAGCUCUUGCAUUUUAUUUUCCCUUCCCCCACUUUUCUAAGUUCAUCCACCUUUCAUGGUGUAUUUGCUUGUUAAGUCGCUGUCUAAUUCUAAUUCCCCUGUUUUUACUUAGAUGAACAAGUUUGCUGUAGUUGUUACCUUUUGCAAUCUCCAAUUUGAUCAUAUAAACAGAUACCUCUGGUGAUUUAGAAUUC